AAGAGGAAAUUCGGAGAGAGGGUGGGAGGGCAGCUCUCAGUGCAAGCUAAGUCUCCUGGAAAAUAACAUUCAAACUUUGGAGAAUUGUGAGCAAGAUGGGACCAGCAACUUCUUCCUAAAAGAAUGUUAAUAGCAAGAUAACUCAUCCAAUUAUUGGUCCAAGCUAGGUCUUUAUUAUGCAUCAUAAAGGCUCUGAGAAUAACAAUGUAACCUCCAAAAGGGCUGGGGCUUUGAAGAAUCUCAGGCAACUCUCCCUUCUGCUCAGUGACUCCCCUGGAGCACAGCAAAGCAAGGAAACACUUAGAGCCAAGCUUGAGUUCUGAAUUUCAAAUACAGGGAGUCCAUCUCUUUCUACCCAAUUGUUCCCUAGGGGAACAAAGCAACAUCAUCCCACUAUUCCAGGGGAGGUGCUAAAUACAACGGUGAGGCUGUCAAGCGGUCCCUGGUGGAGUCCUACACUCACCCAAACAGCAAUGAGACAGACCGGAGGGAGAACAUCGAUACCGUCAUGAAAUGGUUCACCAAGGAAGAAUUUGACUUUGUGACUCUGUGCUACACAGAGCCAGAUAACGUGGGACAUUGAUUCGGGCCAGAAGCAGAGAACAGGAAGUUGAUGAUUCAGCAAAUCGGCAGGACCAUCGGGUAUCUGGUGGGAGCCACAGAGAAGCACAGCCUGCAGAGCACCUCAGCGUCAUCAUCACAUGAGACCAUGGGAUGACCACCGUCAAGAAGAGACCCAAUGUCAACAAGAUCCCCUUGCCCAACUAUGUCAAGUUCAGGGACCUGGUUAAGUUUGAUAUUGUGGGCUACGAUGGCUUUGGGAUGCCCCUACCCAAGCUGGGGCAAGAGGAAGCCCUUUACCAGGCACUGAAGAAUGCGCACCGUCACCUCCACGUCUACAAGAAGGAGGAGUUUCCAGAACACUUCCAUCUCGCUAAACAUGACCAAGUUCUGCCAAUCGUGAUGUAUGCCAACUCUGGUUACAGUAUCAAUGGGAGAAUUAUUACGUGUUUCAACAAAGGCAGCCAUGGCUUUGAUAAUGUCCUCAUGGAUAUGAAGACCAUAUUCAGAGCUUUUGGGCCAGAUUUCAAGAGGAAUCGCCUGGCCACGACUUUUAACAGCAUCCACAUCUACCCAUUCAUGUGUAAGCUCCUGGGAGUCACCCCCAAACCCACAACGGCUCCCUGGCAGUCACCCAGGAAAUGCUCAUGA
Messenger RNA from Gorilla gorilla gorilla (western lowland gorilla), 1212 nucleotides. Its product is annotated as ectonucleotide pyrophosphatase/phosphodiesterase family member 7-like. The transcript is spliced from 3 exons. The record is from RefSeq and is a predicted model, not a curated record. Lineage: Eukaryota; Metazoa; Chordata; Mammalia; Primates; Hominidae. The coding region runs from base 715 to 1212 and encodes 165 amino acids.